Messenger RNA from Dioscorea cayenensis subsp. rotundata (Guinea yam), 810 nucleotides. Its product is annotated as translation initiation factor IF-2-like. The record is from RefSeq and is a predicted model, not a curated record. NCBI's taxonomy places the organism in Eukaryota, Viridiplantae, Streptophyta, Magnoliopsida, Dioscoreales, Dioscoreaceae. Bases 1 to 810 code for a protein of 269 amino acids. The transcript has a single exon. Gene Ontology annotation, molecular function: DNA binding.
AUGCUCCAACAACACAACGGUGAUCAUCAGAUACAGUUGAAUGACCAUCCUGCCGGCCAAAAUCAUCCCAAACAAAUCAUCGCCGGCGGCGUCGGUGGUUUUCAUCUCCCUCAGGGACAUGCCCCUGGCUUAAUAAUCCAACAAGAAGGUGAUCAUCAUCAUCCUCCUCCACCAAGAGCUCCGAUCGCAUGGGGUCCAAGAUAUAAGUUUGUUCAACAAGAAGGGCCCUUUCGAGGACCCAUGCGUUACAUUCCUAGACUUGGUAUCGUGGCUCCAAGCUCAUUCACUGGAGCAGCAAGAUUUAAUAUUGUUCAAGAGCCUUUCAUUGCCGGCCAACAGCCUUCUCUUGCGCCUCCCUCCGAGGGGUCGUCAAGACGUGGACGUGGUCGUGGUCGUGGUCGUCCACCGGGUUCCCGUGGUAGAAGUCUGGUAGACUUCGGCGGCCACCAGCCUUCUCAGGCGGCUCCCGCCGAAGGUUCAUCAAGACGUGGACGUGGACGUGGUCGUCCACUGGGUUCUCGAGGGUCGUCCCGUGGCAGAAGUCAAGUGGAUUCCGGCUACCAGUUGCCUUCUCAGGUCGCUCCCUUUGCUGGAUCACCAAGACGUGGACGUGGUCGUCCACCGGCUGCUGGACGGCCGGCACGUGGCAAAACUGAUCAGGUGGAUUCCGGUGGAGUUGGUCGUCAUCCACAGAGAGGUCGAGGUCGUCCACGGGGCGGUCGAAAGAGGCAGGGCGGCGUUGAUGAUGAUGGAUCCCCUGGUGGGAAACGUGCGAAGCAUGACUUCAGCGACCCAUCAUCGGCGGCAUAG